Molecule: messenger RNA, 1131 nt
Organism: Zootoca vivipara (common lizard)
Lineage: Eukaryota; Metazoa; Chordata; Lepidosauria; Squamata; Lacertidae
Gene: FAM81A
Product: family with sequence similarity 81 member A
Source: RefSeq, a predicted model, not a curated record
UCUUGGAAAGAGAGGAUGGCACAGCGAAGCCCGAUAUUCUCCACACUUGGCCCAACUGAAAGACGAAUCCGGAACAUCCCCCUCCACAGCCAAGCUCUGACGGCCAUUCCUCUUGGGUCAGCAAGACUCGUGGACCAGCUAGAAGACAGGAUUCUCAGCCAUGAGAAGACGACAGCUGCCCUUGUGGAACACGCUUUUCGCAUCAAGGAGGACAUUGUUUGCACGCUGCAUAGGAUGCAGAACAAAGGCGGAGGGGACCGGCUGGCCAGGCAGCUCUUGGAGGAGCACAUCCGCAACAUCACAGCCAUCGUCAGGCAGCUGAACCGGGACAUUGAGGCUCUACAGGAACAGAUCCGUGUCAGGGAUAACCUCAGUUACGGGACGAAUUCGACACUGAAGAGCCUGGAGAUGCGUCAGUUAUCUGGUCUGGGAGAUCUCAGAGGUCGGGUUGCAAGGUGUGAUACUGGGCUAGCCAGAUUGUCUGCUGAACACAAAGUUACCUAUGAAAGACUACAGAACCUAAGCAAAGAUCAGCAGGCGACCAAGUUGAUAUUGGAGUCUAAGAUAAAAGAAGCAGAAAUACAGAUUUCACACCUUUUAAGCAGAAUAGAACAAUCAAUCAUGCAACAGGAAGCCAAACUGAAGCUCACCUAUAAAGAGAGCAACCAACAGCUCCACCUUCUGGACACAAAAUUACAGGAUGCCAUUGAUUACCUCAGUAACCAGAUCUCAUCUGCACGAAGCUGGAUGGAACAGGAGCAUGACCGGUUUGAGAAAGAGUUUCUGCAGAAGAUUGAUCAACUGUCCCUGGCCAUUAAGGAAAAAAGUGAAAUGGACAGCAGCGCCUUAGAGAUGCAAUUCAGCGAGAUCCAAGGGAAACUUAAUAAAAUGGAAGACGGGCAAAAGAUCACCACAGAAGAACACGGAGCAAAGAAGACGGAAGACAGAAUCAACAUCCAGCUCAGCAAGCUUCAGAUGGAUAUUAAUGAAGAUAUAAAAGAAGUGAAAGCCGAGGUUAAUGCUGGAUUUGCGACCAUCUAUGAGAGCAUUGGAUCCCUGCGGCAAGUUCUUGAAACCAAAAUGAAACUGGAUAAGGAAGAGCUGCAGAAGCAGAUUCAGCAAAUGAAGUAA